Messenger RNA from Macadamia integrifolia, 2280 nucleotides. RefSeq lists its product as uncharacterized. The record is from RefSeq and is a predicted model, not a curated record. The transcript has 5 exons. Bases 260 to 2122 code for a protein of 620 amino acids. NCBI's taxonomy places the organism in Eukaryota, Viridiplantae, Streptophyta, Magnoliopsida, Proteales, Proteaceae.
CUCUCCUGCUCUGUUUCUUGCCAGAGUAGAAGUUUCACAGAAAUGGAAAGUUCUAAAUUUCAAAGUAGUUCUUGGGUGAUUCAUCCAUGACGAGUUUUUUUUUUCCGUCAAUUUCUUCAAGCGUCUCUGGGAAAUUCUCCUGCUGGUCUCUUCCUUAACCGCAAACAUCUAUUUUGUUCAGAUUAAAAGUCAAGACCCGAUUAUGUUCUGAGAAAAAUCCGAAUAACGUUAUUUUGGAUCUUUGUCAAACCUGAAGAUCAUGGCGGCGCUGGCUCCUGGAAUUCUAUUGAAGCUUCUCAAUGGGAUGAACACGGGGCUUAAACCUACGGGUGAGCACAGGAGCUCAAUCCUGCAAGUGACAGAUAUCGUACCAGCAGAUCUCGAUGAGAAGAGUCUCUGGCCUAAACAGGGUUUUUACAUAAAGGUCUCCGAUUCUUCACAUUCAAUUUAUGUCAGCCUCCCUUUUGACCAAGAUGAUCUUGUUCUCAGCAACAAAAUGCAGCUCGGUCAGUUCAUCUAUGUGGAUAGGUUGGAGCCAGGUUCGCCUGUUCCAAUCAUCAAAGGCACAAAGCCUAUUCCUGGUCGACACCCUUUUGUGGGCACUCCUGAGCCGAUAACGAGUCUCAGAGAAAAUGGAGACAAAUUUGAACAGCGAUCCCUUAAUUCCAAACUCUCUGCACACAGAAGAGGUUCUUGGGAUUGUUCAGCUGAGGUCGCUUCAUCAUCUCCUGUUAUGAAAACAAUCCCUCUAAACUUUGAACAGACUACCCCAAAAAAAGAGAGGCCAAGUCCAAUGAGAACCGGGGGAAAUUUUCCGAAUUCUCCCCUGAUCAGAGGGAGAAUGGUCAAGGAUGGAAACCCAGGCAUGGUUAUCAGAUCUUCAGUGGGUGGGCUUUGGUCUAACAUGUCGGAUUCAAGAGGAGAAAGCCCUGAAUGUAUCAGAAAGAGCUGUGUCAUCGCCCCUUCUUCUGCGUCAAAAGUUACAAGAGGAGAAAGCCCGGACUCCAUCAGAAAGAGCUGUGUCGUCGCCCCUUCUUCUGCCUCGAAAGUAACAAGGAGCAAGAGUGUGUGCGAACGAGAGCCAAGGAUCCCAAAAAGUCCCUUCAACAACACUGAAAAGAAGAGUUCAACUCCCCCUCCCAGAUUAAGAAAUAUGAGAGUAGGGACAUCUUUCAAUCAGGCUGGGGAAGAACAGAACAAAUCAAAUUCCAAUGGGACUUUUCAACAGCAAUCUCAGUCUGGUAACCCUAACUCCAAGAAUGGUGACAGUCUGCCCAUGCGUUUACCUGCAAAACUUAGUGUUCUUGGAAAGGAAGCUAUUCAGCAGAGAGAAACAGCUCAGAAAAUUGCUCUUCAAGCACUAAGAGAUGCCACUGCAACCGAAAGUGUAGUACGAGCUCUCAGGAUGUUUUCAGAUUUAGCAAAAAAGGCAAAACCAGAUGCUCCAGCUGACUGUUUUAAUCAGUUUCUGGAGUUCCAUCAACAAAUCAUGCAAGCAGUGAGAGACAUGGAGUCAAUUCAAGCUGCUACAUGUAAUGAAAUGGUUGAAACACCAACUGCCAAGCAGACAACGAAACAAGCUGAAGAAGAUUCCAACAUCUUUCAUGAAAAUAACUCAAUAGACCAAAACAAGCAAUCAGAUUUGAAUUCAUCAAAGAGAAGAUCAGCAUUAUACAAAUCAGUAGCAGCGUUGCCUGAAAGAAGCGAUGUCAAGGCAACCCCUGUGAAGCAUCUGAGAUCAAUCUUGAACCAGAAAACUUCAUUGGAAAGGAUUGGUGGAUCCACCCCAACUGGAAAAUUGCCCUCUAAAGCUACCUUGGAGAAUGAUGAGAAUAAGGAACCACUAGCUCCUUGCAGCUUCAACAAUACAAUUAAAUUGGGCAAACAGAUCGAAACAGAAGCUGGAAAUUGGUUUAUGGACUUCUUAGAGAAAGCACUGGAUAUAGGUCUGAAGAAAUCGAGAGGAACAGCAGAUAGUGAUGUGCGGAAAGUAUCACAAUCUCUUAUAAUCAAGGUUAUCAACUGGGUGGAAGUUGAACAGUGCGAUAGUAGUAAGAGGCCAGUUCAUGGUAAAGCAGCACAAAUAGCUAGGAAGUUGAGAAUCAAGAUGAAGAAUCCUUGAAUUUUAACUAAGCAGUGUGUGUCCAGUCCUUGCUUGAUCAGAGCUUGAUCAGAUGUAAUGAUUGUAUUCUAAUUAAUAUGAGGCAAUGCCUAAUGAGUCUCUGUAUCCCUUAGUGUUUUGUGAACUCUGAUUAUAUGCCGUUGAAGAUUGCCAACCAA